Messenger RNA from Phacochoerus africanus (Common warthog), 6057 nucleotides. It is a transcript of the gene SLC6A2, whose product is annotated as solute carrier family 6 member 2. Gene Ontology annotation, cellular component: plasma membrane; neuron projection; neuronal cell body membrane. The record is from RefSeq and is a predicted model, not a curated record. Lineage: Eukaryota; Metazoa; Chordata; Mammalia; Artiodactyla; Suidae. Gene Ontology annotation, biological process: dopamine uptake involved in synaptic transmission; sodium ion transmembrane transport. The transcript is spliced from 17 exons. Bases 102 to 2366 code for a protein of 754 amino acids. Gene Ontology annotation, molecular function: dopamine:sodium symporter activity; neurotransmitter:sodium symporter activity; norepinephrine:sodium symporter activity.
GACAGAGGGCCAGGAUGGCUGGGGAGGUGGGUACGCAGGGAAAGCCCCACGUAGGGGCAAAGCAAUAACUCUUUCCCAGGCAGCACCACGUUGGGGGGGCAAUGCUGUGCCAAGGGCCGGGGCUGCAAACACUCAAAAUCACAGAGGCUUGGCUGAAAGCUUCCAGUGCAAUGGCGGUACCCAUCCAGAACCAAGCCAUUUGGAUUCCAAAUCUUCUCCAGCCCAUCCUUUGUGUGUCAGGGUCUUGUCUGCAGAGAUAUGGCCAGGGCUGGGCUGAUUGCACCAGCCAUCACCAUGCGCCCAUGGACUGUGUCACCAAGUGCCAUGCAGAGCCUCGGCGUGUCCCCAGUACCGCUAACGCCCCUCUUGCCAGCCGCACCCAUGCUUCUGGCGCGAAUGAACCCGCAGGUGCAGCCCGAGAACAGCGGAUCGGGCCCAGGGUCCGAGCAGCCCCCGCGGAAACGCAAAGCUGCGGAGCUCUUGGUGGUGAAAGAGCGCAACGGCGUCCAGUGCCUCCUGGCGUCCCGCGACCGGGAAGAGCAGCCUCGGGAGACCUGGGGCAAGAAGAUCGACUUCCUACUGUCGGUGGUCGGCUACGCCGUAGACCUGGCCAACGUGUGGCGCUUCCCCUAUCUCUGCUACAAGAAUGGUGGCGGUGCCUUCUUGAUCCCAUACACCCUGUUCCUCAUCAUCGCUGGGAUGCCCCUGUUCUACAUGGAGCUGGCUCUGGGCCAGUACAACAGGGAGGGGGCAGCCACCGUGUGGAAGAUCUGUCCACUCUUCAAAGCUUCAUUAAACAUCCCAGAGAAGACUUUCAUUGGUUUGACUGGAGUCAUAUGCCCAACUCUCAGCCAAUCUCUGCGGUUAUGGGAGUUGGCUACGCUGUGAUCCUCAUCGCCCUCUACGUUGGCUUCUACUACAAUGUCAUCAUUGCCUGGUCGCUCUACUACCUCUUCUCCUCCUUCACCCUUCACCUGCCCUGGACUGACUGCGGCCACGCCUGGAACAGCCCCAACUGCACCGACCCCAAGCUGCUCAACAGCUCUGUGCUGGGCAACCACACGAAGUACUCCAAGUACAAGUUCACGCCGGCUGCAGAGUUUUAUGAGCGUGGCGUCCUGCACCUUCAUGAGAGCAGUGGGAUCCAGGACAUCGGCCUGCCCCAGUGGCAGCUUUUACUCUGUCUGAUUGUCGUUGUCGUCAUCCUGUUUUUUAGCCUCUGGAAAGGAGUGAAGACAUCAGGAAAGGUGGUGUGGAUCACAGCCACGCUGCCUUACCUCGUGCUGUUCGUGCUCCUGGUCCAUGGCAUCACGCUGCCCGGCGCCUCCAACGGCAUCAACGCCUACCUGCACAUCGACUUCUACCGCCUCAAAGAGACCACGGUAUGGAUUGAUGCUGCAACUCAGAUAUUUUUUUCCUUGGGGGCUGGAUUUGGAGUCUUGAUUGCAUUCGCUAGUUAUAACAAAUUUGACAACAACUGCUACAGGGACGCCCUGCUCACCAGCACCAUCAACUGUGUUACCAGCUUCAUCUCUGGGUUCGCCAUCUUCUCCAUCCUUGGUUACAUGGCCCAUGAACACAAGGUCAACAUUGAGGAUGUUGCCACUGAAGGAGCUGGCCUAAUCUUCAUCCUGUACCCGGAAGCCAUUUCCACCCUGUCAGGAUCCACGUUCUGGGCUGUUGUGUUCUUCAUCAUGCUCCUGGCUCUGGGAAUUGACAGCUCAGAACAUUUCUCAUUCACACCUGCAUCCCACCUGCCUGGUUCCCUCCAGAUGGGAGGCAUGGAGGCCGUCAUCACGGGCCUGGCCGAUGACUUCCCGGUCCUGAAGCGACACCGGAAACUCUUCACCUUUGGAGUCUCCUUUGGAACCUUCCUUCUGGCGCUGUUUUGCAUAACCAAGGGUGGAAUAUACGUGCUGACCCUGCUGGACACGUUUGCGGCGGGGACGUCCAUCCUAUUUGCUGUGCUCAUGGAAGCCAUCGGAGUCUCCUGGUUUUAUGGUGUGGACAGGUUCAGCAACGACAUCCAGCAGAUGAUGGGGUUCAAGCCGGGCCUGUACUGGAGACUCUGCUGGAAGUUUGUCAGCCCUGCCUUCCUCCUGUUUGUGGUGGUCGUGAGCAUCAUCAACUUCAAGCCGCUCACCUACGACGACUACAUCUUCCCGCUCUGGGCCAACUGGGUCGGGUGGGGCAUCGCGGGCUCGUCCAUGGUCCUGGUUCCCUCCUACGUCGUCUACAAGUUCCUCAGCACGCGGGGCUCCCUUCGCGAGAGACUGGCCUAUGGCAUCACCCCGGAGAACGAGCAUCACCUGGUGGCCCAGAGGGACGUCAGGCAGUUCCAAUUGCAGCACUGGUUGGCCAUCUGAACCUGGCCCCGAGGAGGAGCCCUGCUGCGCCGACGUUCAGGUCAAAGGCUUCCUACCACCCAGCCGCUGUCUUGGGUUUCCUCUCCCAUUCCCCUUGUCCUCUUUUCCAAGUUACACCUGAUUUAGUGACCUGGUUUGCAUUCACCUUCUGUUCACCUGGCCUGAGGGCUGUGAGCUUGGAUGGGUAAGCCUUGUGGGAGGAGAGGAGGGGACAGGAAAAAGGACUUCUGUUGAACCUCUUUAGUUGUGAGGACUCCCCUCCAGUGGGGGAGCCGGCCCGAGCUGAGGUCCACGGCCCUGGGCAGAGCGUCCCACCAUGUUUGCUGGCACUUUGGUCCACAGAAGAAAUCCUUAGUCCCCCAAAGCAGACAGAGGAUGUUGCUUUUUGUCAGACACCAGAAAACCAAAACACAGUAUGAAAAGCCUGGCUGAAUUUGGGGGGUAUGUAGAUCUUGCCUCUCUCGAGGUCCUGGGGUAUAUUUGUCACUAUUGUGAAGUCCUUGGGAGAGAAGCUUUGGGGGAUCAUGAAUAGAAACCUCUGUAGUUUUCACUCUGGUUGAGCUGGGUUUGAUUUGUGUAUGUUCUGGAAUAUUCUUCUGGCUUCUGGUGAUCCAAGGGUCCAGAGCUUUGGGUGGCACAAGGAAGAACAUAGGUGAGCCACAUUAGCCACUUCUGCAGAAGAACCAGACAAGCCUCUAGAGACCACAUCUCAGCCUCACUCUGUCAGGUACCUGGAGCCCAGAAGCCUGUCUGUGGCUCCUGAGACCUUCCGGGGUCUGGGGCCUUCACUGUGGGAUUCUCUGCUGUCCUCGUGAGGCCAGGUGGGUGUCCAAGGGCAGCGCCAUAGGCUGUCUGUUUAUGUAUUGUUCACUGACACCUGCAAAGCCUGUCCCUGGGAAUCCCACCUGCACAGAUCGGGGGUCUGGAGUGAUGGGGCAUGGACCCCUUUGUCUCUCUUCGUGGACCAGACUUUGCACCAUGGAGGGCAGUGUGGAACCAAGUGCAUAGCACUCAGGUUGAGGGGCGAGUAUUCUGAGUUGAUGGAGCAGGUUGGCGGUUGGAGAGCAUUUCUAGACUGACUUCUGAUGGAAACUCAUGAGUGGCACCCUCUGGUGGUGAUGCUGGUUAGCUUCAGCUCAUGGAGAGAAAUGAUCUGUAGUUUGGUAAGUCAGUCAGUGGCAUCCAUUUGGAUUUUCUAUUUAUGGUUUGAGUUUCUUGCACCCUCACUGGAAAUCUAAACUUGUGGGUACUUUUUCUUACUGUGGGAGCUUCUGUUGCAGAAUCUUGGGCAAAAAAAGAGAGGGAGACACAGAUCCAAAAGGUGCUUUGGGGAAAGUGGGGUGUCACUGAGCCCCAGCAGUUGAUCAUGCCACAUCUGUGACAGGUGGUUAUGUGUGGGCUAGCUGGGGGCAGGGAGAUGGUUUUUUCCCCAGAGUUAGAGUUCUGCUGCAUUGGGGUUUUUAUGUCGUUCUUUAAAGAAAAGUGGGAAAAUCAGGAGAUGUUGGAUUUUUCCAUGCAAAAAGUCCAGUUCAAAAUCUGAGACAGGCUUCGUGGCAGAUGUCUUGGACCCUGAAAAAGGUGAGGCCUCAGAGCAUCUACCAGAGUGGAAAAAUCGGGGGGGGGGGCCUGGGAAUGAGAGCAGGGUAACCAGUCUCUCAAGGAAUCUAGCCCCAGAAGUGACUUUGAAUCCUCCUGUGAAAGGUAAUUCCUCCCUAGGUGUGACUACUUUUUUUUUUUUUUUUUUAAACAAAGCACUUUCAUCCACAUUGACUCCCAUCUGCCCAGCAAGUACUGCAGGGCUGGCUUCUGUGUCCCCAUUUCCCAGGUGAGAAAACCGAGGUCCAGCAUUUCAGUCACUCUUACUCAAGCUACUAAGGUAAGGGCUCUGAUUGGACCUUAGGUCAGAACAUCCGACUCUCAACUGAGAGCACUUUGAAAUCCCCAGCACUACACCAGGUAGUUCACCCCACCCGGGGUUGUCAUUAAACAUAAACAAAAUUCCUUAUGGUCAAGUGGCCGGGGAGUAUUGAUUAGAAAAAAGCCACAAUGUGUCGGAAGAAGGGACCAGGCAGGGAGUGCUGUGUCGUCUCUUGUAGCCGGUGGCCAGAGAGGAUGUGAUUGAGCUGCUUUCCUCUGAUGAAAAUCAUCACUCUAGGGAAGAGGGGGAGGUGAAAAGCUGAGGCUGCUUGGCAGACAGGAGAGCAGAGAGUGGGCAAAGCCUGUGUCUUGAGGGCACAUUUCAGAGAGCGCCCGCCAUGGCCUGCAGCCUUUCUGCCCCAGGCGAAUCGGAGAUGCGGUGCUAUCCCAGCUGACACCAGCCACCCCACUGGUGCUGCCUUGCAGGGGGAGCUGGCUGCUGAGUGGGGGUUGGCCCUGGGAGUGGAGGGUGACCCUGCACACCCGUGGAUAUUCUCGAGGAGGUGCUGGCAGAGCUUCUGGGUUCACCUUCCACCCACGCUUAAGGGAGAGGGAGCAUGUGCUUUUUCCUAAGUGAUGCUUGACUUCUUAUGUGCGUAGCAGAGGUUCUCUGGGACCAGGGUGCUCCUGUGUCCUGUGUAGGACAUGUUUGAUAUUUUACCAGGUUUUUAAAGCAUUAUUGUUUUCCAUGAAGUGAAAAACUAUCUAAGACCAUCAUGUUAACAUCGACUCAAUGUGUCACUAAUGAUUUAGCGUCCACCUAUGAGUUGGUCUUCAUUCCAGAUGUGAAUGAGACAGAGGGGAAGGGGACCUGCCAACUCGUGCCAAUAUCCUGCUGAACAAAGGUCCCCCAAGCUGCCUUAAAUCUCAGAGGGGUUCCAGCCCAGGGGUAGGGGGGUGGGGAGCCAGACUCUUGCUGAACAAUCCGUUUUGCAGCCCUGGUAAUGUGAGACCGAACAUUCUCACCAAAGAUGCCAUUUCUUAGUAAGAAGCCCACUGAGUUCAUUUUGUUCAUUUCCUUUGAAAUCCAUGGAAGGGAGAAGAACAGAGGGGGAUUUUGGUGUAGAGGAAACAGCACAGCAUUUAGAGUUGCCCAGACCUGUCUUGCUGGGUGGCCUGGGGAAAGGGGCGCCACCUCUCUGGGCUUCGGAGCGCUCUGUAAAAGCAAGGAUUGCCUCAGAGAAUCAAAGGUCUCAUCCAGUAAAACCAAUUUCCGGUCUCCAUAACGGCGUUGUUGUGAUCCAAAUUUACAACGAAGGAAGCACAUCAUCGUUUACUGUAGGACUUUCUAGAAUGAUCUUGUGGCCAAAAACCUACCGUUGAACAGAGACAUGUCGGAACUAUGAUUUUUUUCCUGGACAUUCAGUAGUUCCUCUUUCUCCAGUAUUUCUUCAGCUGAUGCCAGAAACACUGAGUAUUGAAAAAAAAAAAUAAGUUCAACCCUUCGGUUUUGAGGAAUUUGAGGGUUAACAGGCUGCCAUGCCUUUGUGCAUCCCAGAACCCACAGCUCUGCAGAUGUGCAGCAUGACUAUGGCUGCGGUUGUACAGGUCACCCAAAUCCUGGUGAAUGGGAAGUCGCUUUGGGGGUGCCCACCCUCAUCCCUCUCUCUCUCCACUUCUGUGUAAAUAAGGACUCGUUCAAUGGUGCCCUGUGUCAUGGACUGUUCCAAAGUCAUGCAGAUUUCUAUAUCUGGUGUGCAUUUAUUUUAAAAGCUGUUCUCUCCAUGGAAAAUUAAGUGUACAGAAUAAUAAAGGAUCUUUCCUGUGCCAUGUA